AUGAGCAGUUUCAAUGCGGUGCAAGAUGCGCCGAAAACGGCCAUUCGCAAAACCUGGCGUCAGCAGAAACCCCGGACCAAGAGACUUCAGAAUUACUUCAAUCAGCUCCUAUCUCAAUCUCACGAGCUUGAGACUGAGUUUGAAAAGGAGAAGGAAGAAUAUGCAGCGGAAAAAGAAAGCGAAAUUCAACUUCUGAAAUCAGAGAAUAAAAACUUAUCAGAUCAGCUUGCCACGGAACGAUGUGAAAGAGACGAAGUGGUCAAGGAGAACAAUGACAUGAUCCGAUCAUACUAUCGUCUCGCUGAUGAGAAGCUGAAGUUGCAGAAAAAAUUUGAUUCAAUUCAAGCCGAGAACUCAGCUCUGCGAACCGAGAAAGAUGCGCGUCUGAAACAACUCAGCGACUACGAGUCCGAGUUGGAUGAUGCCUGGGCCAGCAUGAGCUAUGCGUAUCUGCGUGUGAAGAACGUCAAGGGAGCUGCCUCGUCGUUGAUCUAUCAAGAUGCUCAUCGAAAGUUGAAUGGCUCUUAUAAGAAAUAA
Penicillium maclennaniae is the source of this 537-nucleotide messenger RNA. RefSeq lists its product as uncharacterized. NCBI's taxonomy places the organism in Eukaryota, Fungi, Ascomycota, Eurotiomycetes, Eurotiales, Aspergillaceae. Bases 1 to 537 code for a protein of 178 amino acids. The transcript is spliced from 3 exons. The record is from RefSeq and is a predicted model, not a curated record.